AUGUGUUCAGAUAAUAAAGAUCAAAUUUCCACAAAUCCUUCGGGAGAUGAACCUAUGGCUCAUAUUGGUAAAGGAUGUACUGCCCUUGAUGGUGUAGGUGUUGUUCCUUCAGAUACCACGCUAAGUAUUUAUGCAUAUAAUGUUGCUAAGGAUACUAUUGGUAGCGUGUUAGGAACUUAUCAAACGUCAACUACGACCGAAAAGGCUCAAGAUCAAAAAACUGAUAAAUAA
This is a messenger RNA of Funneliformis mosseae, 231 nucleotides long. The record is from the annotation of a GenBank genome assembly. Lineage: Eukaryota; Fungi; Glomeromycota; Glomeromycetes; Glomerales; Glomeraceae.